Messenger RNA from Topomyia yanbarensis, 2326 nucleotides. RefSeq names its product rho GDP-dissociation inhibitor 1 (gene RhoGDI). The coding region runs from base 426 to 1031 and encodes 201 amino acids. The record is from RefSeq and is a predicted model, not a curated record. The transcript has 5 exons. Gene Ontology annotation, biological process: Rho protein signal transduction. Gene Ontology annotation, molecular function: Rho GDP-dissociation inhibitor activity; protein binding. Gene Ontology annotation, cellular component: membrane; cytosol; cytoplasm. Lineage: Eukaryota; Metazoa; Arthropoda; Insecta; Diptera; Culicidae.
ACGAGAACCUGACAGCCAAGAAGAAGAAAGUCAAUCCACCAUAUUUUUCGCAAACUCCAGCCAGGCCAUCAGCGUAUAGUCAGUUCUGAAAGCCGUGCUUUCCGACCGAGUGUUCUUUAUUUCCGACUUAAUUGCGUGUGUUCUGUUGUGUUUUUCCGUUUUUCGACUUUUUCGGUCGAGUCGAACCAGUUUGUUCCGUUGUGUGUAGUUUAAUUUGCUGACCGAAGUUUAACACGGCCGUAUUUUCUGUGCUGGAGGUUGCCUGGUGCAACGGUUUAAAGACAGGAAUUUUUGCGAUUACGCAUCACUCGCUCAUAAUAGAAGACGGAAAAUCGGAUUCGGGUGGGCAAACGUUUGGAACGACUAAGAGGAAGUGCAUUUUCGUUUAAGCGGAACUCGGAGGUGUUGAUUAGUAACUAGAAGUCAUGUCUACCGCCAAACCAGUCGUCGACCCAGUGGAAGUGGAAGGCGAGGAACACGAUGCCAACUACCAACCUCCGCCUCAGAAAACCAUCGAGGAAAUUGUCGCCGCCGAUGCCGAGGACGAAAGCUUACGAAAGUACAAAGAAGCUCUGCUAGGCGAGGCGCAAAGCGAAAAGAUCAUCUAUGAUGACUCCGAUCCCCGCAAGGUUAUCGUCAAAAAGCUCUCGCUGCUUGUGGCCGACCGUGAUCCGAUGGAGCUGGAUUUGUCCGGUGAUGUGUCCAAGCUGAAAAAGAAUGUAUUUGUGAUCAAAGAGGGCAUCCAAUAUAAGAUUCGAAUCGAUUUUGUCGUGCAGCGAGAGAUCGUUCACGGACUGAAGUAUGUUCAGAAAACAUACCGAAUGGGUGUGCCCGUGGACAAAAUGACCCAGAUGGUCGGUUCAUAUCCGCCAAAGAAGGAAAUCCAAAGCUACACCACCCCGUUCGAGGAGGCACCGUCCGGAAUGAUGGCCCGCGGGACUUACUCGGUCACUUCUCUGUUUACCGAUGACGAUAAGAACGAGCAUCUCAAAUGGGACUGGAGUUUUGAGAUUAAAAAAGACUGGCAGUAAACAAACUUAUUUUGAGAGCAAAUGUGCGCGCGGUGUAAAAAAAAACUAUCUAUCAACAAGUUAAUAUUAUAUACAAACUGAUUUGCUAAGACUAAAAUUAACAACUCGUAGUGGAGAUUAGUAAGAAGAAGAAGACGGGUUAUAGGCUUUGUUAAGGUGCGCCUAGUACCAGGGACAGACAGGUAGAUUGUAAAGGGAGACAAAUAUAUUGUAUUAAUGAGCGCCCUCGUGAGAAAUUUAACCGACGCUUCCAAAUGUAGUCAGGUGUAGUAUACCCAGUUUGCAGUUUACAAACGUAUGAUAGAACUAUGAAAGUAACAGAUGUGAGGAAAUUUGCUCCCAUAAUAGCAAGCGGAAUACAACAUUGUUCAGCAACUGCAAACUAACUUAAAGAAAAUGUAACUGUUUUACGCCUUGUGUCUAUUAUCAUCAUUGCUACGUAAUUCGUUUGCUAUGCAAAACCUCAAAGCACGCUAUAUAAUGGAUAGUAAAUGUAACUGCUUCCGCAACGUUUCGUCACGGUAUUAAAAUGAUGGUAUUAUUGUCGUUUCCCUUCGUUUAAUCGUUCUCUGAAGGAUUCCGUGAUUAGGGUACAUUUUCCCAAUCAAAAUGCGGCAAGCCUGUGUAGUCACCAGAUGUUUUUUUUUGCUAAUUUUCCUGUUUUACUUGCGUGUAUCACUACGAGUCAUAUGAACGUUCUGCCAAAAGUCUGCUUCAUAAAGCAAUAAAAUCGUUAAAACAUUCAAAGAAACAAGUGUAUAUCCAAAAGUGCUACCUUUUUUAUAUAAGAUUAAGAAGAUAAGCCGCAAAUAAUAAUCAAUUUGAUCCAGGCAAAAGAAUGUACAAUUGAGUAAUAAUAACAAAGAGAAAACCGUUGAGUAGACUUGUUCCAACAGUUCAUUGUAGGGCAAUACACAAAAACCAUAGUGCUUUCUAGCAACAUUGCGUUCAUUUUAACACCAACAAUCAAUUCCCAAUCGGGUGGCCAGAAGUUGCAUUUAUGACAAUAUUAUUUUGAAUUAUCUAUAAGCCUUUUCAAUUAGGAUCCAAUUACUUUGGCCCCAAAUGGUAGUUACAAAAUGCAUUACAAUAUGAAUUUAAGCAUUAUUGACAGUAAAGAGACCAGUCAACAAAACGUAAUAAUUAUCUAAUUGUGCAGCAAGAAAUGGUAAUAUUUACAGUACAUACACACCAAAAGCCUGAACCGAACAAAACCAGCUACAUCAGUAGUGCAUGUAACUAAAAGAAUAAAGUCAGUUUUGUGCUCAACAACAUAGUUCAAACGAAAGCAAAUA